This is a messenger RNA of Antechinus flavipes (yellow-footed antechinus), 867 nucleotides long. RefSeq names its product maestro heat-like repeat family member 5. The record is from RefSeq and is a predicted model, not a curated record. The transcript has 5 exons. Lineage: Eukaryota; Metazoa; Chordata; Mammalia; Dasyuromorphia; Dasyuridae. The coding region runs from base 400 to 780 and encodes 126 amino acids.
UUUUGUGUCUAGAAUUAUUCGCAAUGCUCUAGCUAAGUUCUGAACAAGGCAAAGAACAGUCAGACUAUUUCUUCCACUUCUGUCUAAGAUUCCAAGAAAAAGAAGAAUCCUACCUGUCGAUCCUAGAUUAAUUAAUCCUAGAUUAAACCCAAAGUCCAUAGAUGGCCCCAUUUUGUUUGUCUUCUCAAACCUAACAUCCUACUUUAAUGAGUUUGUCCUCCUCAGGAGAGAGAUAAAGUUCGAGGAGAAGCCAUCUUCCUCUAUGGAGACGUGAUCUAUAGUGCUGGGAAGAAGUAUGAGGAACAAUUGAAGCUUCAUGCUUUCCAUUGCCUGGUUCCUCUCCUCUUCCAUCUAGCUGACCCAUGCCCAGAGGUUGUUGUGAAAACUAAAUCCACAUUUAUGCGUCUUGCCAUAUUAUUCAACUGGGGCUUUCGGAAGGAACUGUUCAGCACAUUAGCCUGGAGAGAGGGCCUGGGAGCUGAGAAUGACAUUUUUCUCUACAUGGUAGAGAGCAAUUUUGGAGAGUACCAUUUGUUCCUCUUGCAGGCUUUUAUGUAUGUUAAGAGCCCUCAGAAGAACCUCCAACGGGCUGCCAUGAAGUUUAUUGGUGGAAUGCUUCAGGAGUAUUUUUCUGAUCUCUGCUUUUAUAUGAACAAGUCAGAUGUGAAGCUACUGGCAAAAAAGUUUGAAGAACUGAGAAGGGACCAAGACCCCAAUAUCAGAAAGUUCUACCUGAAUUAUUCAGAAGAUAUCUAUGAGCUGUCCAAAUAUGUGACCUGAAGCUUUAGUAAUUUGCCUUUUGUGUUUUAAAAAUGUCAUUGGUUUUAUCUUUUAUUUAACAAUAGUGAAAUAAAAAAUUGAGUUUAA